Molecule: messenger RNA, 387 nt
Organism: Penicillium malachiteum
Lineage: Eukaryota; Fungi; Ascomycota; Eurotiomycetes; Eurotiales; Aspergillaceae
Exons: 2
Coding region: 1-387 (128 amino acids)
Source: RefSeq, a predicted model, not a curated record
AUGAAUGCAUUGUCUGACGACUCGACUGCCGACGGGCGACAGCACCCCCGUCAAAGAUUGCAGCGUGCUCUCUCGUUGUCAUCGCGUGAUUCUGAUGGUUCUGGAAGUGCUUUGAGUGGUAACACCACAGUGGAUGAUCCUUCCUUCCAAGAUGAGGACGACGAGCUCGAAUCCUGCCUCGGAGUUGAUGAGGGAGAGCAAUCGCCGGGAAAUGAGUAUCUCGGCCACACUGAAGCGGGAAUGAAUUUGACGAAUCAUAUGUUGGAAGAUGUCAGCAAUCGAUUGGCAGCGGUGGAAGCGGCCAUUCAAAACGUGACUGAUACGGGAAGGAAAACGACGAGUGGUCGUCGUCGCUCUACCAGACAGACCGCGCAACCGCGGCAGUGA